AUGGGUAAAACAAGUCUAGCAAGAGUUGUUUAUAUUAUGAUUUCCAAUCAAUUUGAAGCAUGUAGUUUUGUUGCUGAUGUCAGGGAAGUUUACAAAGAAUAUGGCAUACUUCAAUUACAACAAAAACUUUUGAAUGAUCUUUUGAUUCUAAGAGAUAUGAAUGUAAAAGAUGUUGAUAAUGGAGUUUCCAUGAUCAAGAAUAGGUUACGUCACAAAAAUAUUCUUCUCAUUCUUGAUGAUGUAAAUGAAUUAGACCAGUUGAACAAAUUAGGUGCAAAGCAUUGGUUAGGUCCAGGUAGUAGAGUUAUCAUAACAACAAGAGAUAUGAAGUUGCUAAUGACACAUAAAGUAGAUGAAAUAUAUGAGGUUGAAGUAUUGAGGAAUGAUGAAGCUUUUCAUCUUUUUAAUUCGAAAGAUUUUGACAAAGAGCAUCCUACUAAAGAUUAUCUAGAGCUAUCCCAAGCCUUUGUACAUUAUGCUAAUGGCAUUCCUUUAGCCAUUGAGGUUUUGGGUUCCUUUCUGAAUGAAAGAAGUACUUCUAAAUGGAAAAGUGAAUUAGAUAGGCUCAGAGAGUUUCCUGAAAGCAAAAUUCUCAAUGUGCUUCAAAUAAGUUUUGAAGGACUACAUAAAAUAGAGAAGGAAAUUUUCUUGAAUAUUGCAUGCUUCUUUAAUCAUAAAAAUCAAGAAACUAUUAUAGCAAUAUUAGAUUGUCUUAGGCUUUACCAUGAAAUUGGAUUAAGGGUUCUUAUUGAAAAAUCUCUCAUCAAGUUGCAAGACAAUCAAUUGUGGAUACAUGAUUUACUUCAAGAAAUGGGUCGGGAUAUAGUUUGUAAAGAGUGCCCCAAAGACCUUGGAAAGCGUAGUAGAUUAUGGUUGUAUAAAGAUAUUGACAAUGUGUUGACCAAUAAUAUGGGAACAGAAACAAUUCAAGGCAUAGUAUUAAAGUUACCCAAACCAAAAGAGGCACAUUGGGACCCUGAAUCCUUUUCAAAGAUGCAUUGCCUGAAGUUCCUCAUAAUUGGAAAUGUUCAGAGUGAGUAUCCUUCGAAAUCUUUACCAGCAAGUUUCCAACCAAAUGAGUUGAUUGAACUUCACAUGUGUUGUAGCAACAUUGAACAACUUUGGAAAGGAAUAAAGUCUUGUAAGACGUUGAAAUUCAUCAACUUGAAAAUCUCUCUAAAAAUUUUUGAAACCCCUGACUUCACCAAAAUCCCAAUUCUUGAGAAAUUAGUUCUUAAAGACUAUAUAAAUUUACAAGAGAUACAUCCAUCAAUUGGAGUUCACAAAAAGCUUACUCUUCUUAAUCUAAAAGGUUGCAGAAACCUUAGAAGUCUUCCAGGAAAGUUUGAAAUGGAGUCUCCUAAGAUCAUUAUUCUUUCUGAAUGCUCAAAUUUAAAAAGAAUUCCAAAAUUUGGGGAGAACAUGAAACAUGUAUCAAAACUUUACUUGGAUGACACUGCUAUUACAAAACUACCCAUAUCAAUUGGAAAUUUGACUGGCCUUUCUUCAUUGAACUCCAAACGCAAGUCAGACCCCAUGAGAGUGCUGUGUACAUAUGCAUUUUGUGAUGUUCUGCCACUUGCUCUUCUUUUUCUUUUGCAAGUGGAGGUACCUCCUCCCACAACUGGUGGGACUCUAGUGAAAGAAGUGAUGACAGCUUCCUCUGCUGUUCCCCUAGGCGUGGAAAAGGAGCCUGAUGUGACCAAGGAAGUUGGGCAGGUAGUGAAGGAUGUCCAGCCCACUCUGCCUUCUGCUCCUCUAGCUGCUCAGGACCCUGAAGCUUCUUAG
This is a messenger RNA of Quercus lobata, 1788 nucleotides long. Its product is annotated as TMV resistance protein N-like. Bases 1 to 1788 code for a protein of 595 amino acids. The record is from RefSeq and is a predicted model, not a curated record. Gene Ontology annotation, molecular function: ADP binding. The transcript has 6 exons. NCBI's taxonomy places the organism in Eukaryota, Viridiplantae, Streptophyta, Magnoliopsida, Fagales, Fagaceae. Gene Ontology annotation, biological process: defense response.